This is a messenger RNA of Stylonychia lemnae, 2379 nucleotides long. Lineage: Eukaryota; Ciliophora; Spirotrichea; Sporadotrichida; Oxytrichidae. The record is from the annotation of a GenBank genome assembly.
AUGAAUUAAACAAUACAAUUAACAACUUAAGGAACUGGUUCAGCUAUAUUUGAUACAGAUAAAACAAAGACUAAUAAUCUCUUGAAUCUUCAAGGGAUUAUAGGAGAAAACCUUAAGGUGUCUGAUCAGCAUGAGCAAGAAUUAAUUGCUAAAUAAUCACUAAUUGCUUAGAUAGAAGAUGAAGAAAAAAAAUUAGAGUCUAAUUAUGAGUUUAUUGAAAAUCUACUUUAGCAGAAUACUAAAAGUUAGCAAAGAUGCAUUACAGGAGGGGGUAUUAUCAGGCAGAAGGGGGAUUUCCAUCUUGAAAUCAAUUAAUAUAGAAGGGCUAUCGAUGAGCUUUAAAUGACUAUCACGAAUCUCAGUCAUAGAAAUUUUCUUAAGUAAUAAGAGGAAGAUGCAAAAAAUACUGGCAUCGGUUUGACCAAGGAAUAAGAAAAUUAAUUCGGAAAUCUAUUAAAUAUUCCUGUUUAAAAGAGAGAUUCAGAAGAUAGAGCUUAAAUUGAGAUCAAGACUCCAAAUGGAGGUGAUAGGAUUUCCAUUGUUACAACUCCGCAAAAAAAUACAAGCGUUAUGGGAGCAACAAGUAAUCCAUUCUUUAGAUAGUCAACUGAUGAUAACUUAGGUUCGCAGAUAGUGGACAGUCACUAAUCCAAAGAAAAUCUUUUGGAUCCAAAGUCAAAAAGGAACUCACAGUUCACAAAUAACGAAUAAAUAUAAUCAAAUUAAUAUCAUGUAGAUGAUACUAGAGGGAUUGGUACUGGUUUAAAUAAUACCUAUUAUCAAGAUUUAAUUUAUCAAACUAAAACAAAUUCAAGUUUGACAUAAUAGUAACAAUAACCUAGUAUUCUUACAAAGAUAGAACUAACUCUAGAACCAAGAGAAAUAGCCCGGAAUUAAGCUCCUUAAUUAAGAGGUAGGACUGUGAGACCAAGAACUUAAGAUAAAACCUCUGCAAAACCUAGACCCUAAUUACCAGGACUAUAAAACGGAGUCUUAAAAAUGAAUGAGAGAUAGCUUUCUAAAGAAAACUGCUCAAUAGCUAGCAUAAAUUAAAUGUAAUCUACCUUAUCAAAGAGCUAUUAGAAUAGAAAUUCUACAGUGAUGAAUAAAUCAGCAACAUUUAAUAGGGAUCAAAGUUUUUCGAUUGUUUAGGCUUAAAACUUAAACCCACCCACCAUUGAGAAUAAAAAUUUCAUAAAAACUACUUCUAAUUGGGAAAAUGAAAUAUAAUUACAGAAUUAAGAGGCUUUUUCAAGAGCAUUGGACAAAGACACAGAAGAUUUAAUAUUAAUAGUACACUUAAUAAUGAGUUAGGAGAAACUAAAAAAUCAUUUUUCAACCAUACAUAAUAAGUAGAACCAGUUAAAGAAAAAAUAAAUUCAAUUGGUCCUUCAAUUAUUGCUAAUGUCAUAUCUAGCAAGAAUAGUUUAAAUCAGACAUUCUAAAAUUUUAGCUAGACUAUCCUUCUACCAAUAAAAUAUUAAUAAAGAUUCACAUCAGUAAUCAGUAAAUGAAAAAGAUAAAAAAAUAAUUGAUUUGAGAAUUGCAAAUGUACACAUUAAUAGAGAAAAUAAUGGAUAAAGUAGGACAACAGACAAUAGAAGUAGAAACAAUGCGACUAACAUGACAAAUGCAAGAGAUGUUAAUAGCUCAAUGUUGAGUCUAAGUUAGAAUAAUUAAACUUAAGAUGAUUUGAAUGCGCACCAUAUUGCCUACCAUAAUGAUCAGAAUGGCAACUCAAGAUAGUUAGUAUUUCUCAAAACUAGUUAACAGCUUAAAGGCAAACUCUAAAAGCAAAGACUCUCUUAACCUAUCAAAAGUAGAGCAUCACCUAAAUAAAAGCUAUAGUAUGGCUCUUAUGAUGUUGAAAAUCAUAUUAGUGCCUAUCAAAGUUAAAAUUAGUCAUCAAAUAAUAUUAGAACUGUAAGAUAAGUGUCUGGUAGUUCGAGUCAAGAUCUGUCUGGAAGAUAAAAUAAUUUAGUAAUCAUGCAGCAGCAGAGCAAGCUGAACAAGAAAUUUAAGAGAUAAAAAUCAAGGGAAAACUAGAAAAAUAAAGACAAUUUAAAUGGAUAAGUUGCAGAUAUUUAUUAGUCAAAAGAUGCUAUUGAUGCAAGCUAAAUACCUAUAGUAAAAAUGAAUUUCUCUGUCAGAAACUCUCAGAGUAAGCAUUGGUCAUAAAUAAGCGAAGAAAAAGACCAAAAUAUUAAUGUAGUCAAUGAGACUGGAAUGCUUGCUGCUUCUGAUCAUUUUAUAAAGUAGCUUAAAGAUAUUGGACAAACAAACCAAAAUUAUGGGAAUCAACUAGAGAAGAUGAAUUAUAAAUAUCAUAAUAAGUACUCUUAAUAGAGAAAGGAUCAAUUUUAACUUCCAAGAUUUUGA